AUACAUAAUACCGUCAUUUGAGAGGGUGAAGUCGUUGAUUUUGAGUUUUAUGCUAAUGAUAUCGGUUGAUCCAAAAAUAAAAAUAAAAAAAUAAAACGUAUUCACGUAUUAUGAACUUUGGUUGUUUUGUACUUGAAGCUGUCUUUUUUUCUCCUAUUGACAUUUUACAGACACUUAGAAUGACUAUGCAUUGUCUUUACAAAGAUGGACAAGGGCAUAUUGUAGGUGAGCUCAUGGAUCUUGAUAUUGACGAAGAGCUAUUCGCUAUCAAAACAAUAAGUUCUCGUACUCAGUUCCUAUUGAAUAAACCUCCCGAAAACCUCCACCUCCCUCCCUUUUUCAUCCUGCAAUGCAUCUGGUUGCAGAUGAAAGGAGCAAUGAUAUGAGCAUAAAGUGUUAUGCAGCAAGCGACGCUAUAUAGUUUACUCCGAUCGAGACGAAACUAUUUUUGAGCAAAUGCUUAAUCAUUAGGUAUUCAUGUGCAGACAGCUCUGAGGUAAGUCAAACGUUAUUACGAGGGCCCUGAAAGCAUCUUUGAGAAGAAGAAGAAAAAUAAGUCAGGUCGGUGUCGUAUUCUUGAGAAGAAACAUAAACAAUUUCUUUUACGUUGAUGGGAAUUCUUUUACUGUUGUGACUGAAGUGGCUGAAAGUUAAUUUUUCUCGUAGCACCAUUUAUGACAACCGAGUGUAAUCUAUUUACUAAGCAGGCACCAUU
Gilbertella persicaria is the source of this 715-nucleotide messenger RNA. RefSeq lists its product as uncharacterized. The transcript has a single exon. Bases 111 to 386 code for a protein of 91 amino acids. The record is from RefSeq and is a predicted model, not a curated record. Lineage: Eukaryota; Fungi; Mucoromycota; Mucoromycetes; Mucorales; Choanephoraceae.